CUCAAUGUGAGGGGAGCGCCCGGACACAGCGCGCAUCCGGACGGAGACGAGCCCGGGCAAGGCCCCCACCCCCGGACUCCUCGCCGGGAUCUCACGCCCCUCCUCUCCCAGACCCCAGACCCUUGGGUUCCCACCCCCUCCCGCUCCCUCCUUCCUCCCCCGCCGCCUCCGGUAUCUCCAUCCAUCCCCAGCAUCCUCCCUGCGCCCCUGCGAUUCCCCCCCUCCCGCUCAGCCAGCCCCAAUUGCCUCCCACCUCCAAGACCCCCUCCCCGACCGCAUCCGCGACCCCUGUUCCUUGAGUCCCCAGUCCCCACCCCUGCCUCCCCCGCACUGGUCCCCCUUUUGCCCCCUUUUCCUCCUUCUCCCUCAUUUGCCCCCACUUCUGUCCUCCCCGCCCUCCUCCGCCCAUCUCAGCGCCCCCACCCAGGCCGGGGUGCUCGGUCCGGCGCGCCUCCCUGGAACAGCACCAAGGUCCCGGGGCUCCAGGGGGGUGGGUGCGCAGGGCGGGGAGCAUGGGGAGGGGGCGCCCCAUGUGAUGGGAGGGGGGCGCAGGCGGAGGCGGCGGAGGCGGAGGCGACAGCCGAGCCGGGCCGGGGGCUCCGAGGGCUGGGGGCAGGGAGCAGGGCGGCCCCAUGGCAGGGCCCCCCUGAGGCAGUCCGGGGGAGCCCCCUCCCCUCCCCAGCUCGGGGGUCUUCGGGCCCCAUGAGCCGGGGCGCGGGCGCGCUUCAGCGCCGGACAACGACCUACCUCAUCUCGCUGACCCUCGUCAAGCUCGAGUCGGUGCCUCCGCCGCCGCCCUCCCCGUCUGCAGCCGCGGCCGGAGCACCCGGGGCCAGGGGCUCCGAGGCCGCCGAUCCCGGCAGCCCCCGAGCUGCCGAGGAACCGGGCAAGAAGCGGCACGAGAGGCUCUUCCACCGGCAGGAUGCGCUGUGGAUCAGCACGAGCAGCGCGGGCGCGGGGGGCGCGGAGCCCCCCGCGCUGUCCCCGGCCGCCCUGUCCCCGGCUCCGGCAAGCCCGGCCCGGCCGGUCUCCCCGGCUCCCGGCCGCCGCCUUUCCCUCUGGGCCGCCCCUCCGGGACCCCCGCUCCCCGGGGGGCUGAGCCCCGACGCCAAACCCGGGGGCGGCCCCCCUUCCUCCCGGCGCCCUUUACUCAGCAGCCCGAGCUGGGGGGGCCCGGAGCCCGAAGGCCGGCCGAGCGGCGGUGUCCCGGGCUCGUCCUCCCCGCACCCGGGCACGGGCAGCCGGCGGCUCAAGGUGGCGCCUCCCCCGCCGGCUCCCAAGCCCUGCAAGACCGUGACCACUAGUGGAGCCAAAGCCGGCGCGGGCAAGGGCGCGGGAAGCCGCCUGUCAUGGCCCGAGAGCGAGGGCAAGCCCAGGGUCAAGGGGUCAAAGAGCAGCGCUGGGACUGGAGCUUCGGCCGUGGCCGCCGCCGGGGGAGGAGGAGGCGCUGCGGCCGCCACCUCUGGUGGGGUCGGGGCUGGGGCUGGAGCCCGGGGAAAGCUGUCCCCGAGGAAAGGCAAGAGCAAGACCUUGGACAACAGUGACUUGCACCCGGGACCACCUGCCGGCUCGCCUCCUCCGCUGACCAUCCCAGCAGCCCUGGCUCCUGCUUCAACGAUCCCCACCACCUCCGCGCAGCCCCCCGGGCCUGCACCUCCGAUCACGCUGGAGCCUCCAGCUCCUGGGCUGAAAAGGGGUCGGGAGGGGGGCCGAGCAUCCACUCGUGACCGCAAGAUGCUCAAGUUUAUCAGCGGUAUCUUCACUAAGAGCACAGGGGGGCCUCCCGGCCCCGGGCCCCUUCCCGGACCCCCAGGCUUGUCUUCCGGCAGCGGGUCCAGGGAGCUGCUGGGCGCGGAGCUCCGAGCCUCCCCUAAGGCUGUGGUGAAUAGCCAGGAAUGGACUUUGAGUCGUUCCAUUCCUGAACUGCGCCUGGGUGUGCUGGGUGAUGCCAGGAGUGGGAAGUCAUCACUCAUUCAUCGAUUCCUGACUGGUUCGUACCAGGUGCUGGAGAAGACUGAGAGUGAGCAGUACAAGAAAGAGAUGUUGGUGGAUGGACAGACUCAUCUGGUGCUGAUCCGAGAGGAGGCUGGGGCACCUGAUGCCAAGUUCUCAGGCUGGGCAGAUGCUGUGAUCUUUGUCUUCAGCCUGGAGGAUGAGAACAGUUUCCAGGCUGUGAGCCGUCUCCAUGGGCAGUUGAGCUCUCUUCGGGGAGAAGGAAGAGGAGGCCUGGCCCUGGCAUUGGUGGGGACACAAGACAGGAUCAGUGCUUCCUCUCCUCGGGUGGUAGGCGAUGCUCGUGCCAGGGCGCUGUGCACAGACAUGAAACGAUGCAGUUACUAUGAGACGUGUGCAACCUAUGGGCUCAAUGUAGAUCGGGUCUUCCAGGAGGUGGCCCAGAAGGUGGUGACUUUGCGCAAACAGCAGCAGCUCCUGGCUGCCUGCAAGUCCCUGCCUAGCUCCCCAAGCCAUUCUGCUGCCUCUACUCCUGUAGCUGGGCAGGCUAGCAAUGGGGGCCACACUAGCGACUACUCUUCUUCUCUUCCAUCCUCCCCCAAUGUUGGCCACCGGGAGCUCCGUGCUGAGGCAGUGGCAGUGGCUGGAUUGAGCACUCCAGGAUCUCUGCACCGGGCAGCCAAGCGCAGGACCAGCCUUUUUGCGAAUCGUCGGGGGAGUGACUCAGAGAAGCGGAGCCUGGACAGUCGGGGAGAGACAACAGGAAGUGGGCGAGCCAUCCCCAUCAAACAAAGCUUCCUAUUAAAGAGAAGUGGCAAUUCCUUGAAUAAAGAAUGGAAGAAGAAAUACGUGACCCUGUCCAGUAAUGGCUUCCUACUCUACCAUCCCAGCAUUAACGAUUACAUCCAUAGUACCCAUGGCAAGGAGAUGGACUUGCUACGAACGACGGUCAAAGUCCCAGGCAAAAGACCCCCAAGAGCCAUCUCUGCUUUUGGCCCCUCAGCCAGCAUCAAUGGGCUGGUCAAGGACAUGAGCACUGUCCAGAUGGGUGAAGGCCCUGAAGCCACUACUCCCAUGCCAAGCCCCAGUCCCAGCCCCAGUUCCCUGCAGCCACCACCAGACCAGACAUCCAAGCACCUGCUGAAGCCAGACCGGAAUUUGGCCCGAGCCCUCAGCACUGACUGUACCCCAUCUGGAGACCUGAGCCCCCUGAGUCGGGAACCCCCUCCUUCUCCCAUGGUGAAGAAGCAGAGGAGGAAAAAAUUGACAACACCAUCCAAGACUGAAGGCUCAGCUGUGCAGGCUGAAGAGGAAAACUUUGAGUUCCUGAUUGUAUCCAGCACUGGUCAGACAUGGCACUUUGAGGCAGCCAGCUUUGAAGAGCGGGAUGCCUGGGUCCAAGCCAUCGAGAGUCAGAUCCUAGCCAGUUUGCAGUGUUGUGAGAGCAGCAAGGUCAAGCUGCGCACAGACAGCCAGAGCGAAGCUGUGGCCAUCCAGGCAAUCCGGAACGCCAAGGGAAACUCCAUCUGCGUGGACUGUGGGGCCCCCAACCCCACGUGGGCCAGCUUGAACCUGGGUGCACUGAUCUGCAUCGAGUGUUCCGGCAUCCACCGGAACCUGGGCACACACCUGUCCCGCGUUCGCUCGCUGGAUUUGGAUGACUGGCCGCGGGAGCUGACCCUGGUGCUGACCGCCAUUGGGAACGACACCGCCAACCGCGUCUGGGAGAGCGACACUCGGGGUCGUGCCAAGCCCACGCGGGACUCUUCGCGGGAGGAGCGUGAGUCGUGGAUUCGCGCCAAGUACGAGCAGCUGCUCUUCCUGGCGCCGCUGGGCACGACCGAGGAGCCGCUGGGCCGCCAGCUGUGGGCCGCGGUGCAGGCCCAGGAUGUGGCCGCCGUUCUCCUGCUUCUGGCCCACGCGCGACACGGGCCGCUGGACACCAGCGUAGAGGACCCGCAGCUCCGCUCCCCACUUCACCUGGCUGCGGAGCUCGCCCACGUUGUCAUCACGCAACUGCUGUUGUGGUACGGCGCGGACGUAGCGGCCCGCGACGCGCAGGGCCGCACGGCGUUGUUCUACGCCCGUCAGGCUGGAAGCCAGCUGUGCGCAGACAUCCUCCUCCAGCACGGCUGCCCGGGCGAGGGCGGCAGCGCAGCCACCACGCCCAGCGCCGCCACCACGCCCAGCAUGACCGCCACGCCCAGCCCCCGGCGCCGGAGCAGCGCCGCUAGCAUGGGCCGCGCCGAUGCCCCGGUAGCGCUGGUAUAGUUGCCCAGCAGCGGGAGAGACACCCCACCCCACCACCCCCAGGCGAGCCGGGCACGACCACACCGGGUGGACCGUUGGACAGAUGCACCCACUCACCUCUCCAACCCGCACCCCGCCCCACGGGAGCACUUCCUUACCCCCACCGAGGGCACAGCCCCCACGCCUCCCAGAAGACACAAACUCACCUUCCUCUCCCCAACGAGGCAUGGAGACCCUUUCCCCCCACAGCUCAACACACCCCCUUCUCCACUGUUUCCAUUCUGGGUCAACCCGCGCGGUGUUUGCAGGAGGGGAUGCUCGGGUUGCGCGCGCGCGCAGCGCAGGCUCCUGGGCGCUUGGACAUGCCCAUUCGCGCCCCCUAGAGGUGGGAAACGACCCAGUCCUGCCGGCCUGCGCUGAACAAUCCCUGAUGGCGGGAGCCCAAACCCAGGCUGGCUCCUGGGGCGACGCCACGCCAUAGGGAGGGGUUAGUACGUGAAGGGCUAGCCCUGGGACUUGGGACCAAUACUGGGACUCCCGUCCUUUCUAUGCUGAUCUCACUGCCCAGUGAAGGGGGAGGAAGGGCAGCGAGGGGCAGGACCCCUGCUGCCCACAGAUGUGUGUGUGGGUGGGUCCCCAACCCUUUCCGUGAAAGGGACCAUGAGGAGUGGAAAUUAGGAUGUCCCCCUACACCUACCUAUAGAUGGAAGCGAAAGGGCCAGGGGGAGCCAAGAGCCCGGGUCCCUCCCCUACUUUCUUAGGAGGGAGAAGGAAUGGAGCCUGAGGGGUCUGGAGAAGGGCCUUGUAAUUUAUUGCUUUGUUCCCCAACAUGGGGGUGGGGUGGGGUAGGGGCGUGGGGAGGGCUUUUUGGGGUAGGGGAAGCCAAGGGUGGGUAAGGGGUGGGUUGGGGCGGGGUGCUCUCUUGGGUUGUGAGUGUCUGUGACCGUGACUGCGUACCUGUGACUGUGCAGCGCCCAUGGUGAUCUAGGGGUUGGGGGCACCCCUACAGUGGGACCCCUCCCCCAUUAUUCUUUCUGUCCAGCCCCUCCCUCCCACUGGAGCAGCUCCAGACCCGUUCCUCAAUCCCAUCCUCCCAGCCAGGGCUGAGAGGAUGUGUGUUGGCUGCUAUGGUUUCCAGUUCUCCCCCAUUCCCCCCGCCCCCAAAGGGGGAGGUAGGGUGGACUUGCCUGGCCCAGCCCUGCUUCCCUCAAUCAACCUGGCCCUCGGGCUGUCUGUGUCAGUGGUUUCCCGUGGUUUUUUUUUCCCUCCUGGCUAAAAUAUUUUGCAAAAGAUCAGGUAAUGGGGAGGGGAGUGGAGUGGGGAUGAGGGGGGAUGCCUCCCUCAUCUCCUCCUGGGAAGCAGGUGGUGUGAAUCUUCAACAGCAAUUAAAGAGGAAGUGAUUUUGUCUA
Messenger RNA from Perognathus longimembris pacificus (Pacific pocket mouse), 5612 nucleotides. It is a transcript of the gene Agap2, whose product is annotated as ArfGAP with GTPase domain, ankyrin repeat and PH domain 2. The transcript has 18 exons. The record is from RefSeq and is a predicted model, not a curated record. Bases 703 to 4224 code for a protein of 1173 amino acids. Gene Ontology annotation, cellular component: nucleus. Gene Ontology annotation, molecular function: GTPase activity; GTPase activator activity; GTP binding. Lineage: Eukaryota; Metazoa; Chordata; Mammalia; Rodentia; Heteromyidae.